GCGCGGCAGUAGUAGCUGUAGAUUCGGUUUGGUGUAGAGGAAAAGAGACGCAUAUAUAUACUAAUUACAUAUAUAUAUAUACAUAUAUAUAUAUACACAUACAUAUAUACAUAUAUAGGAAGAAAAGGAUAGAAAAGAAAGAGGUCGAAAGAGAGUAAGAGCGGAGCGGGCGCCGUUACGAUAAAAGAAGUUUUUCGGAGAGCGUAUUCGGGAGAGCGUUCAAUGGUCGAAGCAGUUAUGCGCCACGCCGUCAUAGGACUGUUAGCUAGCUAGUUCUGACUACGGGAGGUCUCGGGCCGCAGUUACGACCUCGAGAGAACGAGCGGGUUCGCCUCGCGAAGAUGACCAUAAUAGUCUUUUUGAUCGACACGUCGGCCUCCAUGAAUCAGAGGGCAUAUUUGGGCGGGCGACCCACGCUUUUAGACGUAGCCAAGAGCGCCGUGGAGACUUUCGUGAAGGUAAGACAGAGAUCACCGGAGAGCCGUGGGGAUCGUUAUAUGCUCCUGACCCUCGAAGAUCCGCCCCAGAAUAUCAAGGCUGGCUGGAAAGAAAAUUUAGCAACUUUUAUGAAUGAGCUUAAAAAUUUACAAUGUGUCGGAUUGACAACAUUAGGUGCUGCUUUGAAACAUGCUUUAGACGUUCUGAAUAUAAAUCGUAUGCAGACAGGAAUAGAUACAUAUGGUCAAGGAAGAUGUCCCUUUUAUCUGGAACCUUCAGUAAUUGUUGUCAUUACAGAUGGGGGAAAGUACACUACUAAUAGUGGUGUAAAUCAAGACUUCACAUUGCCAAUGCAUUCUCCUAUACCUGGAUCCGAAUUGACGAAAGAGCCGUUUAGAUGGGACCAAAGAUUAUUUUCUUUGGUAUUGAGACUAUCCGGAACACCGGCCGUCGAAAGAGAUACUGGCUUAGUGGCAAGCGAUUUAUCUCCUAUAGAUGCUAUGUGUGAAGUUACCGGAGGUCGUUCGUAUUGUAUAACAUCUUUUAGAAUGAUGAUGCAGUGUAUAGACUCUUUGGUACAAAAAGUUCAGUCAGGCGUGGUGAUAAAUUUCGAGAAGAUUGGACCAGAUCCUCCGCCAUUAACCAACGAAGCACAACACGCGGAUGACGAUGAAAACGAAGACGAGAGUAAUACAACGAAUGGAGCACGAUCGUUGUAUCCCCCGAAUCCAACAGUACCGGGCAAUACGGCAUGGCAUUCUUGCAGAAGACUGAUUUAUGUUCCAAGAUCUGCUCAAAAAGGAUUUGCUGUUGGUUUCUGGCCGAUCCCCGAAAGCUUUUGGCCUGAUCUCAGUGCUAGUUCUUUGCCGCCUAGGUCAGCGCAUCCGAACGUCAAGUUCACUUGCACGAGUCAAGAGCCUAUGGUGAUAGAAAAUCUACCAUUCGAUAAAUACGAACUGGAACCGAGCCCUUUAACGCAAUACAUAUUAGCCAGAAAGCAACCAACAAUUUGUUGGCAAGUUUUUGUAGCUAAUUCCUACAAAUCCAGCGAUGUGGGUCACCCGUUUGGAUAUUUAAAAGCAAGUACUAAUUUAACGUGCGUGAACUUGUUUGUAAUGCCCUAUAAUUAUCCGGUGCUCUUACCUUUGCUGGAAGAACUCUUUAAAGUUCACAGAUUAAAGCCAACAAACGAAUGGAGAACACAGUUUCAAAAUUACAUGAGAACCAUGCCCACUUAUUAUGCAGCGUCCCUUAGGAGAGCUUUAACUAGAAUGGGUGCUCCGGCACCAUUAGCACAAACAUUAAUUCCUGAUAACAUGGAUAACUCUUUAUCCUAUAGUGUCUUAAAUUAUUUAAAACGACUGAAAAAUCAAGCUAAAAUUGAAUUCGAUAGACUUUGCAACGAGGUUCUUUCUAAACAACUCGCUGCUGCCAAUAUGACAAAAAAUUUAGUAAAUGGUAGUACAACAACAGUGACAGAUGGAGUGAGAGUUAUUCCUAGAACUCCUUUGAAGAAAGAUUUGGUAUCGCAUCCAUUAUUACAAGACAAGUUUACAGGUCUAAGGGAUCAAUUGAACGAGUUUGGUGGAUUUGUAGUUGGAUUGGUCAGAAGUCAACAACGUGGCGCGCAUAGUUACAGGAAUGCGUUUGACGUUCCACGGAAGUCCCUCUUGGAUCAAGUUGUGAGAAUGCGUGCCAACUUCCUUCAACCUGGAUUAUUACAUACAAAACUACUUGACGACGACUACGUUCAUUCGAUGCCUUUAGCGCAAAUGGGAAAUUAUCAAGAAUAUUUGAAACGCAUGACUCCGCCUUUAAGAGAAAUCGAAAGUGUUCCGGUUAGACAGCAUAUGUUCGGCAAUCCAUUCAAGAUAGAUAAAAGGAUGAUGGUCGAUGAAGCGGAUAUCGAUAUGGUUGGUGCAACGUCUUCGACCUCGAAGGGCGGUCUUAAACGUACAUUACCAGCUUCAGAUGGGGGAUUGCUUGCUUCGAAACCGCCACCAAAUAAACGAAAACCGGGUCCAAUACCUAAAGAUGUAGUUGUACGGAGACCGUCGUACACACCUACGAAUACUCCGCCAAGUUCGCCAAUACCGUGGGUCGACGACACGAAAAAUCAAGUAACCCCGGCUGCUGACUCAAAUCAAGUUUCACCAAAUACGGUGAAUUCUACAACACCUAGUAUAUCAAAUACAUCGAAUAUAAAUUCAUCCGAGAAAUUAGUAAAUGGUCUUGCAGAAAUGCCGACAAUACCGGUCUUUGAACCAAUUCCAGUGGAACAUAUUAAUAAUCACAUGGACGCGCCACCGACUUUGACGCCGGUAGUUAAUAAUGUUGACGCUCCUAAAAUUGAAAUAAAAGCUGAGAAAGUGGAGAACGUUAAAAACGAGUGUAACAAACUACCUCUUAACGAUUAUGUUGAAAAUAGUGUGAAAGUUGAAAAUUCAAUUGACGAAAGGUUGUCCAAUCAUGUCGAGGAUAAACGCGAGCCCAAAGUAGAAAAAGACAAAGUUUUGACGAAGAAGGAAUUAGAAGAUAUUAGAAGACAUAAUUUGUCCGUUCGUGAACUUGUAUAUAAAGAAGUACGGAGAAGAGGUACAAAUUAUGCGACACUAUUUUCACACUUACACCAAAUUCAAGGAACUUUAGAUAUACGACUUGCAUUUUUGCGAGAUAUCGUUAAAGAAUCGUUACGAUUUAAAAGACGUAAUUUGGCAUCAUUGCUAGAAGAAUAUUUGAAAACUGUACAAGAGGAUAGUUGGACUGUAAACCACAAGGUGAAUCACAAUGGUGCCACAAAAAUAAGUUAAGAAUUCGUUGCAUAAUCAGGGCAUUAUUUCAAUAAUAAGAAUAAGAAUUCAGUGAAUAAUGCGAGAUGUCUAAAUGGGAUACAAGGUAUCCCAUCAAGCAAGUCGUACAUCUGUAAAGCGAUAAGCGUGUUAGCGUUUAAGGAUGUAUGUUGCUAAGGCGCGCGGAGUGAUAAUAAUUGAUAAAUCUAAUGAAAGAAAAUAGCAUUCUGGAUGUCAACCAAGGAGAUAUGGUUUAACAUUCUCCUAUUUUUCUCUUGCUUUUCACUUCGUGACUGUACAGUUGGUAGAAAUAUGUUUUCUCUUGUUCUCUGCGAAUGAUCAAUAAUGUGUGUUAAGACAAUAAAGUCUUGUCAGCAGUAAUUUAAUAACUUUGUAAACGUGUGAGUUUUUAUGCAUUUGCAACAUAUAAAAUUCUCUUGUAUUUGUUCAUUAAAUAUUCAAACUUUCAUAUUUUGAGGUUUCUCAUUUAAUUAUCCAACGUUUUUAACAACUCGAUGCGAAUUUAAUACUACAAAAUUAUUGAUAUGUACUGUGAUGUGCAACAAUUUUUAAGUAUUUGCGAUUAAUGCUAUUAAAAAUAAUAGGCAUGCUGUUUGUAGAAUACUACCCGUCUGUUUUUCUUUAAAGAAGUAACUCGUAAAUAUUUUAUGUCUUGGAUGCAGGCAUCCAAGAAACCUUUUGUUUGAAAAAUAUUUAUUAUCUAAUAAUUAGCGAUUAUAGUCUAACUUUAAAGUUUGUCUAUUUUUUAAACAAAUUUAAAAAAAUAUAUCGCCCUGGUAAAGUACAAUAUUAAUCAAAUAGCACAAUUCUACCAGCUGCACAAUCGAGAAUUUGAUGAAUUAUAUAAGAACAACAAUUAUGUAUUUUCUUUAACCGCGUCGUUUUCUUUCUUUUCGUUUGUGAAAAUUUUAACGUACACUAUUGUGAUCUAGGAUAUAAAUCAAGGAACAAAUUUAUCAGCACACAAUACGCUCUGUACAUUUUUCUGUAUAUGUUGUUAAUAGUAUGAAGCCAAAUUGAACUCUCGUUUCUAUAAAAAGUGAAAAAUACUUAUGCUCGGAUCUUUCAAAAUUAAAAUACAUAUCUUCUGUUUAAAAGAAAGAUUGUAAAAAUUUACAUUUUGUAGAUAGAAAGAAUAUUUUUAUCAUGUAAUUCAGUAAAUUAAAAUACCCUGGAAAUAGAAUUGUUUUUGUCAUAAUGAAUCUUCUUUUAUGAAAUUUAGGGCAUACGAUAUUGGCUUUCAAAAAGUAUAAAAAACUGUCAUAAAAACUGAUUUUUAUAUUCGACAUUACCUUAUAGAAUUGAACUUAUUGAUGAAUUCAAUGAAGGGUUGACAGUGCCUAAUGCUAUUGAAAAUUAGCGUGAAAAAUAUUGUAUUUAUUUUUAACCCACUACAAACGCCAUUUUAAUUCAAUAUAACUUUUAGACGUCCUUAUAAAAAAACGUAUAGUAUGUUCAAAAACAUGGUAAAAUUAUAUUAUAAUUCUUAACAAAACGAACAAAGUAUAUAGGUUUCCUUUAGUACACUGAACUGCAUAGUUUUACAGAUACAGACGCAUUUACGACCAUUUGAUCAAAGUCAAAAAAAGAAUUUGUAUUAAAUUUUAUAUACAAUUUUAUGUUCUUAAUCAUUGUGAAGUGGGUUGAAAAGCAUACAAUUAUUCGCAAUGAUUUAUACAAAUGAUUAAUAAUGUCAAAAUCACUUGUUACUAUCUAUAAGGAGUGAUAAUGAUUUGACCAAAUAUUAAGUAGAUUGUCCUAGAUUGAAUGAUCAGGAAGAUUAUCUUACCCAUUGAUCUUAAAAUAGAUUAUGCAUGUAUUAUGCAUAGUAGAAACACAUCUCCCAAGCAAUCUCAUCUAUACUUCACUUUAGUAUCUUUUAUAUAAAAAUAGAGGAAGCUUUUAGUGCCUGGGGUUCAUUGGAGCGUUUUACUCUCAAUAGUCAAUGAUUGUUUCACACAAAUACGCGGAUGAGCCUUCUUCAUUCUAAAAAUCGCUUCGUUACUCGUAACUGCUGCAAGAACAGUCUUCACGUUUAUAUGUAAAAACACUAAAUUCUUGAAAGUAAAACUGUCUAAUGAAUCCCCGACAUAAGAGGCCAAUAAAUUACAACAUAUCAUCUCUACCAUUAAAUUACAAUUUACCUCUCAUUUAAAUAUAAAGGGGCCUAUUCAAAAGACCUUCUAGUAUCAGUUUUAGAAGGAACUGAAUUUUACGCAUUUUCUGGAUUUUCUAUAAAUGCAUUUUUAUAUCAAGAUAGCGAUUAUUGCCCCUUCAUAUUUAAACAAAUCUUACGUAAGAUAAUCUACCUGAGGUUUCUUUUCGGGGACACUAAAUAUCUAUAUUCUCCUCUUUGUAAAUCUAGUAGCGAAAUUGUAUAUCAAAUAGUAUUUAUUAAUUAAAAUCGUUAAACGUUUAAUAAAUUAUUUUAUAAUAAUGGAGCUUAGCUGAGUCUCGAAGACAAUGAUGCUAGACGCUUAAUGGCUCCAAAGAGAAAUUAAUAAGAAAGUUGAAUGAACAUAACACAAAGUGCGAUUCUAUAAUGAAUUAAUAGAUAAUAAAAAAAAAAAAAAAAUAUAUAACGGAGUAAGUAAUACAAUUACGAAAUUUUUGUUAUAGAAAUUAUAAUUUUUUAUUAUACGAACGUUUUAACCAAGAAAAUUAAGUGAAGAUAUUUGCAAAAAAAGUGUCAAAAAGUAUGGAAAACUGCUAUAUCAUAUUUUCGUUAAAACGAUAUGUUGUAAAUUUGUAAGAAAUGUUUAUAAUUUUUUUUGUUUCAUAAAAAUAUUUGGUCUUAUGAUACACAAUUGUGUAAGAAUUAUUUAUGAAAUAGAAAACUAUAAAUUUAAUACUUUCGCGCAUUAAGAGGAAGCUUAAACUAUAAUUGACAAGCUUAUGAUCUGUUACAUAAUCAAAACUUUGUUAGGAAUAACGUGAUCCUUUCUUAGCAAGUAUCUUCAACUUUUUUUUUAACUUCAUUUCAAAG
Colletes gigas is the source of this 6234-nucleotide messenger RNA. It is a transcript of the gene IntS6, whose product is annotated as integrator complex subunit 6. Bases 342 to 3248 code for a protein of 968 amino acids. Gene Ontology annotation, biological process: snRNA 3'-end processing. NCBI's taxonomy places the organism in Eukaryota, Metazoa, Arthropoda, Insecta, Hymenoptera, Colletidae. The transcript has 9 exons. Gene Ontology annotation, cellular component: integrator complex. The record is from RefSeq and is a predicted model, not a curated record.